Messenger RNA from Epithele typhae, 2259 nucleotides. RefSeq lists its product as uncharacterized. Gene Ontology annotation, cellular component: mating projection tip; spindle pole body; cell cortex. Gene Ontology annotation, biological process: nuclear migration along microtubule; mitotic spindle orientation checkpoint signaling; establishment of spindle localization. The record is from RefSeq and is a predicted model, not a curated record. Bases 1 to 2259 code for a protein of 752 amino acids. NCBI's taxonomy places the organism in Eukaryota, Fungi, Basidiomycota, Agaricomycetes, Polyporales, Epitheliaceae. Gene Ontology annotation, molecular function: microtubule binding. The transcript is spliced from 11 exons.
AUGGUUUCCUCACCCUCUCGCCCUCUCGCCCUUCAAGUAUCUCUCUCCGCCAACAGAAGCAGCUUCAUCGCCCAUGUACCACCAUCGCCCUCUCCUUCCAUCCCACCAUCGCCCUCGCCCUCCAAUUCCGGCGCGUCCUCAUCAAGCUCGUCCAGCGGCCGCCUCAGCCGGGCGGAUGACGAGGAUGCAACCGUCAAGAUAAAUCGCGCCUCGUUUAUAUCUACCAAAGGAAAGCAUCGAAGCCACGAGUAUAUGACGGAGCUCACUUACUCGAUAUCGGACAUCCAGACGCGAAUAUUCGAGAUUCAGGAGCUGCGGCACAAAUCGCAGGGCUCGAAGGACGCGGGAGCAGCGACGGGCGUGAUCGACCAGUCGCUCGUGAGCCUCGACGAGAAGUUCGAGGCGGUCUCGAAGAGCAUCAAGGCGAUCAACGAUGUGCUCGAGCCGUUGCUCGCGCAGUCGGAGAAGACGCCGACGGUCGCACACUCGCUGACCGAGGAGGAGAGCGCGAUCCUCCGGGGCCACGCGUCGCUCAUGGCGGACUGGGAUGCAUUGCAGAAAGAGAUUCAGGACAAGUGGUUGACCGUCUUCCGGACGGUGACGGAUCAGGCGGACGGGAUGAUGUCCAGCUUGGAGAAGGCUGUCAACCGAUGUCAGGACUUCAUGGUCGACGAUGCGGUGGCUACGUCGAAUGCUUCGUCAUCGGUGCGCUCCGAUAAGCCUCUCACAUACGAGACGUUUAUGACGCUCCUGGAGUCCUUCGAGGCGAAGAAGAAACAUUACAUGCCCGCCACCACCAAGGUCCUGUCUAUCAUCGACAAAGGAGUCCAGGACCGUGUUACAAAGAACGGCGAGUGUUUGCGACGACACGCAGAGUGUACCCAGCGUUGGCGAAACUUGAAGGAGCGAAUAGCCAGGACGGACAAUGACAUGGACAACCUACGAAGACUUUUCCUUCAGGGCAGCGAUAGGCGCUCAGCUCGGGAGAAUCAAGCCUGUCCGCUACGACAUCGCGGUGAGAAGAAAGGUCGCUCCCCAAGUACCGCCAACACGAUAUCCCGCUCCAUAUCCCCCUUCCGCAAGAUUGCACGGAAGCUCAAGGCCGGCACCUCAGGCACUAAGUCUCCUGCCCCAGGCAAGAUGACCCCAGUCCCGGCCAGAGUCCCGCACCUCGCGGACACCCGAACCUUCGCCCUCACACCUGACUCGUCGCCGUCACGGAGAGCCGAUACAGCCAAGUCCAAUCGUCCAGCAUGGAACAGCUCGACGAAGGUGGAGGCCGAGGCUGGCGGGACGAUCAAGCCAUCUUCUCGCCAACCAUCCAUCUCCGGCCGCUCACGAGCAUCAGGAGAGGAAAUACCCCCCGUCCCUGCGCUGUACCAAAGGAGUCUCUCCCGCAGUUCUAUGUCCUCUUCUCGACCCUGGUCCCCUGUAACAUCUUCUGCCUCUACUGCACCAUCCUCUAACGCUUUCUCCUCUCUGUACCGUUCCCCUUCCCGUGCGCACACUCCUGGCCUCCCCACCACACCUGGAGGCUCACACGUGUCCCCGCCGCGCACACGUCCCAAGACUCCAAGCUACAUUCCCGGCCCCUCGCAGCACUUGCGCUCGAUGUCUGGGGAGACCAGUCCCACCUCACUUGCGCAGCGUGCCAUGUCCCCUACCGGCCAGACCUUCCCCGCACGCCCACCGAGCCGGUCGAUGAUCCCCAUCCCCUCUGUGCACGUCUCCUCCGCCUCCCGCCCGGGCACCUCCAUGUCCUACCGCCCCGACAGCGCAAUGUCCUUCCGCGCGUCCGCGAACCGCGCGGCGACGCCCGAGGGUAUGCUUCGGAUGACGCCUCGCCCACGCCUUCCCCCGUCGUCGUUCAGGGACGGGACACCCGGCUCGGCGUCGCGCCCCGGGUCGCGGGCGGGGGCGGAGACGCCGCUGGACGAUGAGUUCCUCGGAGAGCCCCUACACUGGUAUACGCCCGGCAACGGCCGGGACCCGCUCGACACCGGGGUCGCGGCGGUGGUGAACGCGGUGCCGCACGGGCUGAAGAUCGAGCGGGUGGACCCGCCGCUGCGGCAGGUGCCGAAGGAGGGCGAGGAGGUGCGGGCGCAGUACGCGUUCACGAACGCGGUCGCCCGGAAGGUGGUCACCUGCAAGCUGACGACGAUGCACCGCUCCGGCGGGCGCGGGACGACGAAGAAAGUGAUGUGCCGCGUUGGGGGUGGAUGGCAAGACCUCCGGACAUAUGUUCUCAGCCGCGGCUAG